Messenger RNA from Peniophora sp. CBMAI 1063, 1560 nucleotides. Lineage: Eukaryota; Fungi; Basidiomycota; Agaricomycetes; Russulales; Peniophoraceae. The record is from the annotation of a GenBank genome assembly.
AUGGCUGCACCACAGAAGGCGUCAAAGACGUACACGCUCGAGGAGGUCGCACAGCAUAAUAAAGAAGGCGACUUAUGGAUAGUCAUUGACGCGCAAGUCUAUGACAUAUCCAGGUUCGCUGCCAUGCAUCCCGGAGGUCAAGCCGUGCUACAAGUCUCUUCUGUCGCUGGCAAAGAUGCAACAGAAGCCUUCUUUGGCCUUCACCGACACGAAGUACUCCUCCGCCCUCAAUACGCGCGCCUCGUGAUCGGCACCAUCCGCGACGACAAGCCAACGAUCCAAGCCCGAGCAGCCGGCGGCGUGAGCGGCGUCCCCUACGCGGAGCCGACCUGGCUAGCCGCCGGCUUCAAGAGCCCGUACUACACCGACUCGCACCGGCGCUUCCACAAGGCGCUUCGCACGUUCAUAGACGAAGUCGUCGCGCCCGAUGCGGUCAAAUGCGAGGAGAACGGGAAACGGAUCAGUCAAGACGUCGUCGAGAAGCUCUGCGGGAACGGGAUCCUCGCCAUGCGUAUCGGCCCCGGUCCGCAUUUGAGGGGGAUGAAGCUUAUGGGCGGCGUUAUCACGCCUGAGGAGUUUGACUGCUUCCAUGAGCUUAUCAUCAAUCAGGAGCUCGCACGCACCAGUACGCGCGGCUACGUCGACGGUGUACUGGCGGGUGGCGUGAUUGGCUUGCCGCCUGUGCUCAACUAUGGUUCCAAGGAGAUACAGGCGAAGGUCGUGCCGGAUGUAUUGGCGGGGAGGAAGUUCAUCGCUCUUGCUAUCAGCGAGGCGUUCGCGGGAAGCGAUGUCGCUGGGUUGCAGACGACAGCAACACGGGAGGGCGACGAGUGGGUCAUCGAGGGCACAAAAAAGUGGAUCACGAACGGCACCUUCGCGGACUUCUUCACCGUUGGCUGCCGCACUCCGGAAGGUUACAUCGCUGUUCUCGUCCCGCGCGGCGAAGGCCUCGAGACCAAGGCAAUCAAGACGAGCUACUCCAGUACCGCCGGUACCGCAUACGUCACCUUCGACAAGGUGCGCGUACCAGUGGCGAACACGCUGGGCAAGGUCGGGCAAGGACUCCAGAUCAUCCUUUCGAACUUCAACCAUGAGCGAUGGAUGAUCAUGAGCAUGUCGCUCAGCACGCAGCGACGUAUCGUCGAGGAGUGUCUACUGUGGGCGAAUCAGCGCAGAGUCUUCGGCAAGCCGUUGAGCUCACAGGCCGUUGUACGCGCUCGUAUCGCACAAAUGGUCGCCCGCGUCGAGGGUGCGCAAGCAUGGCUCGAAUCUCUAACCUUCCAAAUGAACAACAUGUCCUACGCCCAAAUGUCCGAGCACCUCGCCGGCCCAAUCGCCCUCCUCAAACAACACAUCACCUCCACCGGCCGCGCAACGGCACAGGACGCAGUACAGGUCUUCGGUGGACGCGGUAUCACGCAGAGCGGGAUGGGCAAGCUCGUGGAGAACUAUCAUCGGACGAGUCCGUUCGAUGCGAUUCUUGGUGGCGCGGAGGAUGUUAUGGGCGAUUUGGGUGUUAGGCAGGCGCUUAAGAAGAUGCCGAAGAAUGCAAGGUUGUAG